UUAUUAAUCGAUAAUCAAAAUUAGGUGUGGAAUUGUCUCCGCUUGUGUUUGAAAAGCCUCCAGUCAUUUUGUAUGUGUAUAAUUGAUAUUAAACCUGAACGUCACCAGUUGGAAAAUUUUGUAAAUGGCACGCAUUUGAGGAUUGGAACGAUCAAUAAUUACCCUGAUAGUUGGGCGGAAAGGACUGAAAAUGGCACAUUUAUAGGCAGGGGAGUAGCAUUCGACUUGGUACAUAUAUUACAGAAGAAAUUCAAUUUCACUUACGAAGUUGUCGUUCCGGAAGGGAACAUUUUGCAUAGCGAUGACAGACCACAGGAAUCCCUCAUUGGGCUUCUUCACUCCAAACGUAUUGAUGUGGCAGCGGCAUUUAUUCCAAUUCUCAAGAACACAGAUAAAUUUGUUACAUUCUCAACGGUAAUUGAUGAGUCUAACUGGAUGAUGUUGCUAAGACGCCCAAAGGAAUCGGCGGCUGGUUCUGGACUUCUUGCACCUUUUGACGAAAAUGUUUGGUUACUAACCCUGGCAGCAGUUAUAAUAUAUGGACCGUGCUUGACACUGCUGACGAAGCUUCGUAGUAAGUUAAUGCCAGACGACGAGAAUUAUAUACGCCUAUCUCCGAGCUUUUGGUUCGUGUAUGGAGCUUUUAUUAAGCAGGGUACCUCGUUGUCUCCUUCUGCAAAUACAACCCGUGUUUUAUUUGCUACAUGGUGGCUGUUUAUAAUUUUAUUAUCAGCAUUCUAUACAGCAAAUUUGACUGCUUUUUUGACACUAUCGAAAUUCACUUUGGACAUAGAAACAGUUCAGGAUUUAUAUAAGAAAAACUAUCGAUGGAUUGCUCCAGAUGGUAGCGCUGUAGAAAAUACUGUCAAAAACCCGGAUGAAGAAAUACAUUUCCUACUAAAAACAGUUGCGUCCGGACGAGGUAGUUUCCUGUCAGUUAGAGAUCCUUCCUCGUUGCUUAAUUACGUAUCCGAAGGAGCGGUGUUAGUCCAUCCAAGCGUUUCUCUACAAUACCUUAUGUACAACGACUAUUUACAAAAAACCAGGCUGGGCGUGCCCGAAGCUGAAAGAUGCACGUACGUAGUUGCACCUGGUGUGUUCAUGACCAAAAGGAGAGCGUUUGCAUACCAACACAAGUCGAAAUUGAAAUCGCUAUUUAAUCCUGUUAUAAAGCGCGUAAUACAUUCGGGAAUUCUUUCGCACCUCUCUCAGCGUAACUUACCUGAUACUAAGAUCUGCCCUCUGGACUUACAAUCAAAAGACAGGCAGUUGAGAAACACAGAUCUCCUGAUGACAUAUUACAUUAUGAUGACGGGAUUAGCAGCUGCUGUUGCCGUCUUCCUUGCAGAAAUAUCCCUAAAACGCUACAUUCAUCCCAAAAGAGAUGCCAUACAGCCAAGGUUCCGUCAAAAGAGAUCACAAAAGAUUGAACCAGCUACAUUUGAUGACAGCCGUCCACCGCCUUACGAGUCUUUGUUUGGAAAAACCAAAGGAAAAUCGAAAAAGAAGAUUAUCAAUGGCAGGGAGUAUUGGGUUAUAAAGAAAGAGAAUGGAGAGACUAGACUCAUUCCUGUGAGGACGCCAUCAGCUCUAUUGUAUCGAUAAAUUGUCGGUUUAAAGUUGAUGCUAGUCUGUUAUUUAUACCAAUAAUAAUUUAUUAGAACACGAUAACACAAAACAAGAGAAAAAUAAGAUUAAAUAAAUGAAGAUAAAAGAUGUAAAUGGGCGGUCUUACUGCUAAAAAUAGUUUCUUACAGAAAUUUAUACCUCUUAUUAAAAAAAAUUGCUUUGUAUCGUGAGACCCUAAUAUCCUUUAAAAUUCCUUAUAUAACCUCCUACAGGAUUGAUGUAUAAAAAAUUAAGUAAAACUUACACACACUCUCUCUCAUGCACACACACACUACGUACUCCCAGACACAACAGUUUUUAUAUCACAUUUUGCUAGGGUAGGUCGUUCAUGGCAUUUUUCCUGAACAUUAUUUAGAUUUUUUACUUAAGGCUGCCUAAAUAAACAAAUUAAAAGAUUUUUUUAUAUGUUUUGCCUGGACACAUCAUGAUAUUUGUGGCAUAAGAGCUGUACCUCAUGAUUUUACUAGAGUUAUUCCCUAAUAUCUUACGUUAAGCGAAUGAACAAGUUUCUGCAUAAUUCGGGUUCUUUGGUAAAAUAUUAGUCUGGGUCUAUUUACAGUUAAGAAAAAAAUUCUCAAAGU
Pieris rapae (cabbage white) is the source of this 2210-nucleotide messenger RNA. RefSeq names its product glutamate receptor ionotropic, delta-1 (gene Ir76b). The coding region runs from base 73 to 1605 and encodes 510 amino acids. The record is from RefSeq and is a predicted model, not a curated record. The transcript has 9 exons. Gene Ontology annotation, molecular function: ligand-gated monoatomic ion channel activity. NCBI's taxonomy places the organism in Eukaryota, Metazoa, Arthropoda, Insecta, Lepidoptera, Pieridae. Gene Ontology annotation, cellular component: membrane.